AGGGUGAGUGGAGAUAACACCAGACUUCAGUUCCUGUCUCUGAACCUCAGCUGAUCCACACAAUGUCCUCUGCUGCUGCUCCUGUGGCUGCUCCGGCGGCUCCGGCACCGGCGCCCAAAGCUCCUAAGAAGAAGGCCGGACCCAAAGUGUCCACUUUAAUAGUGAAGGCCGUGGCUGCGUCCACCUCCCGCACCGGCAUCUCUCUGACAGCCCUGAAGAAGGCUCUGAAGGCCGGAGGAUAUGAUGUGGACAAGAAGAACGCCAGGCUCCUCACCGCCAUCAAGCGCUUAGUUACCAAGAAGACCCUGGUCCAAAACAAGGGCUCCUUCAAACUGAACAAGAAGCCCCCCGCACCUAAAAAGAAGAAGGUGGUGAAGAAGAAGAAGCCUGCGGCGAAAAAGGUCAAGAAGGCCGCAGCAAAGAAACCAGCAGCAGCAGGAGGAGACGCAGCAGCCAAGAAGUCACCAAAGAAGAAGAAGACCAAGAGCCCCAAAAAGGCAAAGAAACCAAAGACCCCCAAGAAGGCUAAGGCCCCCAAGAAGCCCAAGAGCCCAAAGAAGCCCAAGGCCCCCAAGAAGGCAAAGGCCCCCAAGAAGCCCAAGGCCCCCAAGAAGGCUAAGGCCCCUAAGGUGGCCAAAACCAAGGCUGCAGCCAAGAAGUAAAGAACUCUCCUCCAGAACACUAAAUGCACAACAGCUGUUCUGAUGGCACUUGACCUACAGUAUGUUUGGACUAUCUUUCUGCAUUCAUUCCAAAAACUUUUGCUUUUGCUAUUUUCUUGUUUUCUAUGUUUUCAGUAGAAGAUUAUAACCUUGCUGUCUUAAAUGCGUCAUUUUCUCGCCACCCUGUGCGGCGGUUUGGAGUGAAAGGACAAUGCACUUGCUGGGAAUAAAUACAUUUAUUUUAAUGUA
Messenger RNA from Sphaeramia orbicularis (orbiculate cardinalfish), 911 nucleotides. Its product is annotated as histone H1-like. Gene Ontology annotation, cellular component: nucleosome. The coding region runs from base 63 to 662 and encodes 199 amino acids. The transcript has a single exon. Lineage: Eukaryota; Metazoa; Chordata; Actinopteri; Kurtiformes; Apogonidae. Gene Ontology annotation, biological process: nucleosome assembly. Gene Ontology annotation, molecular function: structural constituent of chromatin; DNA binding. The record is from RefSeq and is a predicted model, not a curated record.